This is a messenger RNA of Oncorhynchus keta (chum salmon), 4647 nucleotides long. RefSeq names its product H(+)/Cl(-) exchange transporter 5-like. The transcript has 13 exons. Lineage: Eukaryota; Metazoa; Chordata; Actinopteri; Salmoniformes; Salmonidae. Gene Ontology annotation, cellular component: membrane; synaptic vesicle; early endosome. Gene Ontology annotation, molecular function: voltage-gated chloride channel activity. Gene Ontology annotation, biological process: transmembrane transport; chloride transport. The coding region runs from base 23 to 2578 and encodes 851 amino acids. The record is from RefSeq and is a predicted model, not a curated record.
UUUAUUUAUUUUCGCGAAGAAGAUGAUCACCUGGGAUCAGCUCUCAAUGUAUGUCGCAACAGGAAGUUGUUGGCAUUCGAAUCAGACAACAACAACAUUAGCAGAACAGCAGAGUUCUCAGUCGAAGUCCAUCCGACAAAUAUUAUCGAUGGAUAACACCGGAUAUUGCAACGAUAGCUUCAAUAGCAUACGAAGUAGCACAAGUGACGAGGACAUGGUGGAGAUAGCAGGGUCGACAUUAGACUUCUCUAACACGGAGGAUGUACCACCCUUGGACCGAGACUAUGGUUCUGGGGAUAACCCAGGUAUGGAGGAGGUGAACGGGGUUCCUAAACUGAUGGACCUGCUUGAUGAGCCUGUGCCUGGGGUGGGCACCUAUGAGGACUUUAACACCAUAGACUGGGUGCGGGAGAAGUCCAAAGACCGUGACCGGCACAGAGAGAUUACCAGUAAAAGCAAAGAGUCUACAUGGGCGCUGGUGAACAGUGUCUGUGAUGCUUUCUCUGGAUGGCUGCUCAUGCUGCUGAUUGGACUCAUGUCAGGCGCGUUGGCAGGUGGGAUUGACAUAUCAGCCCACUGGAUGACAGACCUGAAGGAAGGGGUUUGUCUGAACGGGUUCUGGUUCAACCAUGAACACUGCUGUUGGACCUCUAACGAGACCACCUUCCAAGAGAGGGACAAGUGUCCACAGUGGAAAAGCUGGGCUGAGCUCAUCAUCGGCACAACAGAGGGUCCCUUUGCGUACAUUAUGAACUACCUAAUGUAUGUGUGCUGGGCUCUGCUAUUCUCCUUCCUGGCCGUGACACUGGUCAGGGCCUUCGCCCCCUAUGCCUGUGGUUCUGGAAUCCCAGAGAUCAAAACCAUAUUGAGUGGUUUCAUCAUCCGAGGGUACCUGGGGAAGUGGACACUGGUGAUUAAGACCAUCACCCUGGUCCUGGCUGUGUCGUCGGGGCUCAGCCUGGGGAAGGAGGGGCCCCUGGUCCACGUGGCCUGCUGCUGUGGCAACAUCCUCUGCCACCUCUUCACCAAGUACCGCAAGAAUGAGGCCAAGCGCAGAGAGGUUCUGUCUGCCGCUGCAGCAGUUGGUGUGUCUGUGGCUUUUGGGGCCCCCAUAGGAGGAGUGCUCUUCAGUCUGGAGGAGGUGAGCUACUACUUCCCUCUGAAGACCCUGUGGCGGUCGUUCUUCGCAGCCCUGGUGGCAGCCUUCACCCUGCGCUCCAUCAACCCGUUUGGCAACAGCCGCCUGGUGCUGUUCUACGUGGAGUUCCACACCCCCUGGCACCUCCUGGAGCUCGUACCCUUCAUCCUCCUGGGCAUCUUCGGGGGCAUCUGGGGCGCCUUCUUCAUCCGUGCCAACAUCGCGUGGUGCCGGAGGCGUAAGACCACGUGGCUGGGGCAUUACCCGGUCCUGGAGGUGCUGGUUGUCACCGCGGUGACGGCGGUGGUGGCUUUCCCUAACAGCUACACCCGCACUAGCACCAGUGAGCUCAUCUCUGAGCUCUUCAACGACUGUGGCCUGCUGGACUCCUCCAAGCUAUGUAACUAUGACAACGCCAAUGUCACCAAGAGCAGCAACGAGCUGCCGGACCGCCCAGCUGGAAAUGACGUUUACACGGCCAUGUGGCAGCUGUCCCUGGCCCUGGUCUUUAAGAUGCUCAUCACCGUGGUUACCUUCGGCAUGAAGGUUCCCUCUGGUCUGUUCAUACCCAGCAUGGCAGUAGGGGCGAUCGCAGGCAGGCUGCUGGGAAUAGGCAUGGAGCAGCUGGCCUACUACCACCAUGACUGGGCGAUCUUCAGGGGCUGGUGUUCUCCUGGUGCUGACUGCAUCACCCCAGGCCUCUACGCCAUGGUGGGGGCUGCUGCCUGCUUAGGUGGGGUGACCCGUAUGACUGUGUCCCUGGUGGUCAUCAUGUUCGAGCUGACGGGAGGGCUGGAGUACAUCGUGCCCCUGAUGGCUGCGGCCAUGACCAGUAAGUGGGUGGCGGACGCCAUCGGGCGCGAGGGGAUCUACGAGGCUCACAUCCGCCUCAACGGAUACCCCUUCCUGGAGGCCAAGGAGGAGUUCAGUCAUAAGACCCUGGCCAUGGACGUGAUGCGGCCGCGUCGCAGUGACCCGCCGCUCUCCGUACUGACCCAGGACGGCAUGACGGUAGAGGACGUGGAGACCAUGAUCACUGACACCACCUACAGCGGCUUCCCCGUGGUGGUCUCCCAUGAGUCCCAACGCCUCGUGGGAUUCGUGCUGCGAAGGGACCUCACCAUCUCCAUAGAUAAUGCCAGACAGCGUCAGGAUGGGAUAGUGAGCACAUCAAGGGUCUUCUUUACAGAGUACACGCCCCCUCAGCCCCCCAACAGCCCCCCUCCUCUGAAGCUCAGAGGCAUCAUGGACCUUAGUCCCUUCACCGUCACAGACCACACCGCCAUGGACAUUGUGGUGGACAUCUUCAGGAAGCUGGGCCUGCGCCAGUGCCUCAUCACACACAAUGGCCGCUUGCUGGGUAUUAUCACAAAGAAGGACAUUCUGAAGCACGUGGCUCAGAUAGCCAACCGGGACCCAGACUCGAUCCUCUUCAACUGAUGGUAUAGUACCAGCUGCAGCACCGUGGGCCAGACAUCACUGUGGAACCACUGCUUUCGCCCAGGCCUCUCUAAACUGCACUAUGUUCAUGUCUAGUGGACUCCUCCCUGCUGUGACAACUAGCCACUCCAUUAGAACUCUAGUGGACUCCUCCCUGCUGUGAAAACUGGCCACUCCAUUAGAACUCUAGUGGACUCCUCCCUGCUGUGACAACUAGCCACUCCAUUAGAACUCUAGUGGACUCCUCCCUGCUGUGAAAACUGGCCACUCCAUUAGAACUCUAGUGGACUCCUCCCUGCUGUGACAACUGGCCACUCCAUUAGAACUCUAGUGGACUCCUCCCUGCUGUGACAACUGGCCACUCCAUUACAACUGGAGAGGUAGAGGAUUCGUUGUUCUUCAACACCAAGCUGGCUUUCCAGGAUUGGCCCAAAAGAUGAGUUGGAUUUAGAAAAGAUGUAUGACUUCUUAAAUGAGCGUCAGUAACUGGGAGAAUAUUUUUUCUUGGCUCUGUUGGCAGGAGUGGUCUUCCUUUUCAGUUGACAGAUGAGAGCAGGCAUGCUGGGUAGGGCAUGUGUCUCUGGAGAGACCAAGGAUUGUAAACGAGCAGAGACCAAGUCUGGAGUCUGAGAUAUAAACCACACCACUGCCAAGACAUACUCUACCCUCCCUCCUCUACAUAGACAUCUUAACCCAUACAAUCACUAAGCUAGGAGUGAAAAUUAUCAGCUUCUACCUAUCAAAGUAUCAUGAAGAUAUGCACCGUUUAAAUUGUGAUGUCUGCCUGAAAUAUUUGUCAUUAAUGAGCACUUGCAUAUGGCUGUCAAGACUAAAUGUAUUUUCUCUGGUGUUUCUUUCCUUGGAAAUGUCAUAUUCCUCAUUGUUUUUUCAUGUAAUUGGUUGUGGUUUAACACAGACCUGGAGAUGAUGUCCUCUUCGUACAGGGACACUGUGUAAGGUAGCAUGGAUUUCUUAUUCACCAGGAUAAAAUAAGCUCCGUAAAUAACCCUCCUCUGAAACCUGCAUGCUCUGGUUCUCUUUGACCACAGGGAGGCGCUACUGUGCACCACCCAGCUGUGGUUACAGUCACAUUACUAUACUUUUUUACCAGGUCAUCAGUAACAAACACUCAAAAGAUUAAUUGUAUUACUCAUUUAGAAUAUGUAUCUCUAUAUAUUUCUGGUUUGUAUGACCUUUUCUGUGAAUAUUACGUAUUGUAUAGGUUUAUAGAUCACUUUAUCCAGCACACUCUAGAAUCCUCAGUGAUGAACAGCCUAACAGGCAGUCUGAGUAUGAGGUCAAAGAGAAGAGUAGUGUUGGAUGAGGUGAUGGGAUGAUUAAGGGAGAGGACUCCAGUGUGUCACAUCUCUUUUCAUCCUCCAGCUAUUAUCUCUCCUCUCGCAAUGUCUAUGGAUCUGCAUGGCCAGGGCAGGGGAUCAAGAGACAGGACUUCCCUGUCAACAGUCUAGUAAAGAACUGGAUCUCUUCUCCCUAUUUCCUCAUGCACUUGCUGUCUCACGACACCCUCAUGCUCUUACCCUCCAUACAACAUCAAAGUCCACACUAAGAAUGAGCAAUUGAAAUGUAGCAUAUUCUGUCUCUUAUACAUGAACAAAGCCAAGGAACCUCAAAUCUCACUUUUAUCUAGAGCAGAUACCUUUGGAGGUUGAUGGUGGACAUUCUUAAACUAGAUUAAUGUAUUCCUGUUAAUCAUGUCUUAUCGUUUAAGGACAAGUGUGACUUCAACCAAGUUCUUUGUGUUGUAUACCGUACCAUAGUUCAUUACAUCAGUAAAAGGUUUGACUUUGGGGUCUCAAAGGUAAACACAUUAUCACUUAAAAAGCACUCCAUUUCAAAAUAACAUGCUUAUCAGUUGUUUUUGGAGAUGCAGCUACAGUAAUCAUAUUUAACAUCAUCAAACCAUGUCUAUUUUUAUUUCUGCAAACUGCAAUGGGUUUGUAUCACUACCGUCUUACGUAAACAUGCAACUGAGAUUCAAAAACAUUGAAAUAUCAAUUUAUUCCCUGUCAUUUCAUAUUUGCCUUGAAUUAAAACAACGUUGACUUUCA